Salvelinus sp. IW2-2015 is the source of this 1376-nucleotide messenger RNA. RefSeq lists its product as uncharacterized. NCBI's taxonomy places the organism in Eukaryota, Metazoa, Chordata, Actinopteri, Salmoniformes, Salmonidae. The coding region runs from base 417 to 677 and encodes 86 amino acids. The transcript has 2 exons. The record is from RefSeq and is a predicted model, not a curated record.
GCUGCGUAAAACUGUGUAAAAGUAGGAAUCUAAUUGAGAGAGAGAGAGCAAAAGAGACAGAGACAGAAGAGCAGUCUAUAGCCGUUGAUCACCCGCCUCCAUCCAUAUAGGCUUCGAGAACUCAGUGAACAGCAGCAUCAUUCAAUGUUCUCUUCUCGUGCUGUCUCUCAAGCUCACAUCCACUCUCCCGCUCUUUGCUCGCGCAGAUGUCGACCUAAAGACCAGUCAACUCCAUCUCUCGUCGCACAAUUGCCCUUUCUAUGUAAUUGCUCGACGUGUAUUUCACAUGAAAUUAGAAAGAUCCUGAAAACCGCUGGGCGCAAAAAGACCAAUGAUCUUUUUGGGAAUAAGAUGAACUAGUCAACCAUUUUUCCAUCUCUUUUUGGGUGCGUAGUUGGUUUGACUAGAGCAACAGUAUGGAUCUCUCAUUUAUGGCUGCACAGAUCCCAGUCAUGACAGGGGCCUUCAUGGACUCCUCACCCAAUGACAACUACAGUGCCGACCACUCGCUCUUCAACUCCUCGGCCAGCGUCCACGCUGCCUCUGCGGCUGCCUCAGCCCAGGCCCAGCAGGAUGACCAGUCUUCGUCCAGUGAUGCCAUCUGGCUCUGGAUUGCCAUCAUCGCUACUAUCGGCAACAUUGUGGUGGUGGGAGUGGUCUACGCAUUCACCUUCUGAUCCAUCUCUCCUUGACGCCCACCUAGCCAAAAAUUAGAGAGCCUCCCCAUGGGAGAACGUGAUAAAAGACAAAGGACAAAUAUCACAUACCGAAUUAUCAAAGGGCUCUGGGAUGCGGAUGCUGGCUAUGGUGUGGGGGUUCUAUAGUUGAAGCUUCAGCAUCAUUCACUUUCAAUAGAAAAAAGUUUCAGGAUACGAACAGUAUACACAGUACGCAAGUUCAACUGGAGGCAGAAGGGUAUUUUCAACUUUAGUCGCCUAAUUUUCAGUGGACAUCAUGCUCUUGAAUGUUGUUGUGUUGCAUUGUGGGGCUGAAGGGGCUUACAGAUACAUACAGGGUGAACUGGACCAUCUUAAAAUGUCCCCCAGAUAGAAGAGAGGCAAUUAAGAGGAGUGCUGCUUAAUUAUUGGGAUGAACAGAGACGUGACUCUUAAAACAUUUAUGGGACUCUGGGAUUACUUCUGCAUUAGCCAUGUGCUCAGCUUCUUACAGCAUGUUAUCUGUUCUGCCAAAGGAAGGCUCAAAGUAUUAGCUUUCCUUUGUAAUAUCGACAGAAAAUGGACCAACGGACACUGGCUUUAAUGAAACAUUCCUGCAUCAUCCUUUUGGAUCCGCCAACUGAUAUUGCUUCUCAGUUUCUUUAGCAAUGCCACACCAGUUUAUGGUCCAAUAAAGACAAUCACUCACCGUCUAAUUUA